Rhagoletis zephyria (snowberry fruit fly) is the source of this 1968-nucleotide messenger RNA. The record is from RefSeq and is a predicted model, not a curated record. Lineage: Eukaryota; Metazoa; Arthropoda; Insecta; Diptera; Tephritidae.
AUGAGCGACGAAAAUUCUCCAGUGACAGCAGAAACAGCUGCGAAAACAGAAACAGCGAAAACCGUUCCUGCUUCUGCAGAGCGAAAUGCUCAAACUACUAAUACACCGCUGAAAACAAUUGAGACUACUAAAGAAGAAGAUCUAGAAGACGAAGAGUACGAGGUUGAGUACGUGUAUGAGGAUGAGGAUGAGGAAAUCAGCGAAGAGGUAAUCGAAGUGGACGAAGAGUCUGACCCAACUGAAAGACAGCAGGAAACACUUCCAUUGGAUGAUGAGGAAGAUGAUGUGGUGGAGGUGUACGACGAGUACGACGAAGAUGAGGAGGCAGUAGACGAUGCCGAGUUUGAUCGAAUUGCAAAUCGAAUCGACGAGCUGCUCAGUAAGACGAGCACUCUGCAAGCGCACACUACGCCCACUCUCUCAGCAGCAGCGCUGUCCAGUGAACCGAUGAGUGAAGAUGAAGAAGAAGAAGAAGGUGACUUGGAGGAGGAAGUAGAGGCAGCUCCAGCAGUUUCAGUAGAAACUACACAACCGACUAUUGCGGAGAAACCUUCAAUACCCGUUGAAACUGAGAAAACUACUGAAACUGUUGUAGAAACAAACAAACAGCCACAACCAGCGGAAACUAUUUCAUCUCCAACUGAAACAUCUCAAAAAGAAAAAGAAGAAGUUGAGGUAGUCGAUGAUAAAGAGUAUGAGGUGGAGUACGUUGAUGAAGAGGAGGAAGAGGAAGAGGUGGUGAAGGAAAUCAUUGAGGAUGAUGAAAAGCCACAAUCUCCCCCAAUUAAAAAGGCAAGUCCACCUAUUGAACGAUCCAGCACGGUGGAGGACAGCAGUAACUCAUCUCUGCCUGGUCAACUGCGACAUGUCAACAACCAGUGGAACAUAUCAGACUUGCAAGAUGAGGAAAUGUUGGAUACAUCAAAAAGUGACAAUGAAGAGCUGAAUCGUGAUGAAACAAUGACACCAGUCGGUGACAAUUUGGAGGCAAUCAAAGAGGAGGAGGACAUUGCAGAAGUACCUGCGAGUACCAGCAAGGAGGCGUUUUUUGAGCAAAGUGAGCCCAGAGAAAUGCCCCGCUCGGUGGUGAAUCGCCUUGGCCACCAGUCACUAAGCGAGGCAAUGGCCGACGAAGAUGAGGUGAAUGAAAUUGAAAUUGCCCUUGAAGACUGGAAGGAGGGCGAUCUGGAGGGAGUUCCUGAAGAGGAGGAGGAUGAAAUAGAAGCGGAGGAAGAGGACGAAAACGAUGAAGUUGACCCGGUGAUGCCUGACAACUUGCUGCUGCAUGCCAAUGACCAGGCACUGCACUGGGCUGCUGCAGAGAAUCACGAAGAGGUGGUUGCCACGCUGCUUGACCACAAUGCUGAUGUUCUUUUGGAAACUCGAGACGGCGUCACUGCCGGCGAGUUGGCGGCUAUUCGGAAGAACAAAUAUAUAGCUGAAGCUUUGCAAGAUUUUGAGCAGUCCGAAUUGAAAAUAUUGGCUGAAACUGCUAUGGAGUCAACUGUUCAAACAGUGGUAAAUCAAAAUGAAACGAAGAGCAAAACAGUAGAACCAGAGAACAAUGAAAAUGUAGCUUCAUCACAAUCAGCAACUGAAAAGACUCCGGAUCAGAAACAAGAAAUAAAACGCAAUUUAAGCGAAGAAGAAAUUGAAUCUCGCAAAGAAGAAGCUAGAGAAAUUGUUAUAAAUGCAAUUGAUGCUGCACUUGCUCGUGAUAUUGGCAAACUGAUGAGUCGACCCGCAAAUUCUGCUCCAGAAAAUGAACUUCGAAAACGCCCAGUCGUUUUUCCGGAGAUUGAUGAAAACGACGUUGUUGCAACUUUAGCUCAAAAUGACAACACGCCGCAAACUAGUGAAAACACGGUUAAUCAAGCUGAAGUUAAUGCUCACAAUAUUGUUAUGAGCAUAGCCGUAGCUGCUGCAAUUUUUUUCUUUUUUAAACUGAUGUGGUAUUUUAGCUCUUAA